AUGUUAUCAUUCUUUGGAGAGGAAACUGGAAACAGUACAAUGAGUAAUAUUGUAACGCGGAAGGGACCGAUAGGGGAAGACAGUAAGAAACACUCGGACAGUCCAGUGAAGGAAAUGAAAAAGAAAAUGGCGGCCAACGCUGAAAAAGAAAAACAGGCAGCUGAAAAGGAAAAAGUAGAGAAAUCAAAUACGACUGCAAAGCAAGCGGAAAAGGCGAACCAGAGCGACAAAGCAGAAAGAGCACAUAAGAAGGAUAAAUCUGCAGACAAAGCUGUAGAUAAAACGGAAACGAGAGACAAAUCGGUAGAAAAGGUGGGAGACAAGCAUAAACCUACAGAAAAAGUAGCAGAAAAGUCAGAUCAGAAAUCUACAGAAAAGAAUGUAGAAAAGGUAGAAAAGAAGGCGGAUAAAGGAGACAAGAAGGAGAAAGCGGAAAAGAAAGAAGGUCCGAUUGUACAAAUUGAAAAGACAAAAGAAGAAUCCAAGGAGAAUGGAAAGGCGGACACCCCGGACAAGCAGAAACGCGACUCGUCGAAGGCGAAGCAGAACGGCGCAAGAGUGAACGGCGGAGGAGAGCCGGACGGUCAAAGCACGGUGAGUUCGGAGGACGACGACGAGGACGAAGACCGACUGUUCCCCGAGCUCUCCUACGAGGACGAGGACGUUGAGCUCUUCGAGCCCCCCACGCCUGAGGGGCCCAGUCGCAGUUACACCAGGCGCUCGCAGGUGAAGGCGAGUCGCACGCCGGAGACCCCGCGACCGGCCUCGGACAAACAGACGGACAAGGAUUACGUGCCAGAGGAACCAAAGGAGUCUUUAAUCGUGAAAUUGAAAGAAGCCCCGUCAGAUCGCAAGCUGCGUUCGUCAAACUCCCCCAAACCUCAAGACAAGGCAGAAAAAGCACAAGACAAGAACGACGACAAGAAUACUGAAAGCUUCGAGAAAACGGAGAACGUCAACGAUGAGAGUAAGAUUGAAAAUAAACCGGAGUCGGAAGUCGCCAUAGAAGAGAAUGAAGAGGAGGCGCGCAAGCCGGACACCAACUACUCGAAGUCGCGAGUCAAGGUCUCCCCCUACAGGAGGAGUAUCCGCCUCGCGGACCAGACCGCCACCUCGCUGCAGGCCAACUACACGGGCAACAACACGACGAUGGAGAUGGACAUCACGGAGUCGUCCCUCACCUUCGAAGAGCCGUCCGGCGUCGAGAGCCCGUACCUGAGCGGUCUGCGCAACAUCCGCGGCCGGAGAUCCUACAAGCCCCUCAAGGAGAUGACGCUGCGUAACAUCGGCGUCAACACCAGCAUCAGGUCGACGCCUGGCGCCUCGAUUUCAGACACAUCGCGUCCGACCGGCACAGUGGUAGGACGCAAGCGCAAGCCCGAAGCGACGGAAACAAACGAGGAGGACUCGAACCGCGACUCGAACGAGUCUCGAGGCAAACGCGCCAAACUGCUCGAGCGCCUCGGGGGACUCGCCAGGCCGUUCCGCUUCUCGUCCGCUGCCUCGGAUCGGCUUUGUGUCGAGAGUACCGCUGAGAUCGUGGGCAUAAACACGGACUUGCCGCUGAGCGCGCCCGUCGCGGCCGCAGAUACGCUGGACCCGGAGUCGCUGAAGCACGCGACGCCAUUGCCCGCGCGUGCGCCUGCGCUGCCCGACGCCCACCGGGACAAGCGGUGCUCUAUUAUGUAA
Messenger RNA from Leptosia nina, 1689 nucleotides. NCBI's taxonomy places the organism in Eukaryota, Metazoa, Arthropoda, Insecta, Lepidoptera, Pieridae. The record is from the annotation of a GenBank genome assembly.